Messenger RNA from Helianthus annuus (common sunflower), 1458 nucleotides. RefSeq names its product protein BIG GRAIN 1-like E. The record is from RefSeq and is a predicted model, not a curated record. Bases 293 to 1309 code for a protein of 338 amino acids. NCBI's taxonomy places the organism in Eukaryota, Viridiplantae, Streptophyta, Magnoliopsida, Asterales, Asteraceae. Gene Ontology annotation, biological process: auxin-activated signaling pathway. The transcript has a single exon.
CUUGUAAUUUUGUAAAAACUAUUCACAUAUCUAGAGCACAUGGAUGGCAAAUAUAUUACUAUAAAAGGCAAGGUUUAGUACUCAAAUUUAUGAAUUUAUCUACCAAACCCUAAAUCAUUCUAUGAAACACUCUUUUCCUUACAAUUUUUGUGCUUCUCAUUCAUUCCUACCCAACUCACGAUACGCCUUUAAUCACAAAGAAGCCUAUAUUAACGGUUGUAACACAAUUUUAAUUCGUGGGUAGCUUCGAUCUUGUUUGUUUUCGAGAGAAUUUUGUCAUUUUAUUUCAAGAAUGUCCGCGAGUAUCAUGCUUUCAUCCCAACCCAAGAAGCCGAUCCAUCAUAGGAACGGUUCAGGCGAGCUUGACGUGUUUGAAGCCGCUGGUUAUUUCUCGAGUGUCACUGAAAGCUUCAAAGACACCCAUAAAAACAUAAGUGGUGGAUCGAACUCUUUUAGUAACAAUACACAAAAGUAUAACAUGAGGCCUAUAAGAAGAAUGAGCCUUGACAUGCCAAACCAUAGAGGUAAUUCCUCUCCCUUACAAGCAAGGUUGAUAGAGAAUCCCACCAUGAUGGGCAAAGAGAAGAAGUUCAAGCAACCAAGCUCACCAGGAGGCAAAUUGGCUCAUUUCUUGAAUUCUCUUUUCAACCAAACAUCUUCAAAGAAGUCAAAGUCCAAGAAAAAGUCAACAAAGGAUGAAGAUGAGAGUCCUGGCGGCUGGAAAAGGAAGAGGAGGAGUAGCAUGAGCCAUCUGAGUAGUGUGAACACCACCACCACCACCACCACCGCCGCCACCGUCGGAACCGCCACCAUUGUGAGCAGUGAUAAAUCUUCCUUUUCAACCUCAGGCUUUAGAACACCACCUCCUUCUCAUGUAACACACACCUCCACAAAGAUUACAAGCUACAUAGACCCAAUAAGCUAUGCAUAUCUCAAGCCUCCUCCACGUCAAAUUACAAAAAUACCCCUCACUGAAAACCUCAACAAGAUUGAAACUUUCAACAUAAAGAGUGAUUUUCCUGAGAAAAACAUGAGUUUUCGAAAUGGGGUUGUGGAGAAAGUAAAGAUUCUUGAUGAAAAACAAGAAGAACAUCAUCCUUUUAAGUAUGUUUCAAGAGAAGAUGUCAAAGAAUUCAAGAAGUUUAAUAAUGAUGAUGAUGGUGCAGACAGUGAUUCAAGUUCUGAUCUUUUUGAGUUAACAAAUUGUGAUUUGGGUUAUUAUUCAAGAGGUUUACCUGUUUAUAAAGCCACCCAUAUGGGUAGCAUCAAGACUCAAGAGAGGUGCACCAAUGUCGAGCUAAGUGUGUGAUCUCAGGUUUACGAAACCCUAAUCUUUGAUCUUUCGCAUCAUAUAUUUAUUUACUACAUGUAGAGAUUUUUUAUGUUCGUUAUUCAAUUUAACUACCCUUGCUGUUAUUUCCUUGAUCACAAGUUAUUCGUUUUAUAUUAAUGGCGUGC